Molecule: messenger RNA, 3621 nt
Organism: Ostrea edulis (European flat oyster)
Lineage: Eukaryota; Metazoa; Mollusca; Bivalvia; Ostreida; Ostreidae
Exons: 1
Coding region: 216-860 (214 amino acids)
Source: RefSeq, a predicted model, not a curated record
CUUUCGGUUUGUAAUGGUUGUCAAGAUUGAUAAUUUUUCAUUCAAACUUUUUCUAAAAGUUUCAAACCUAUUUUUAAAUAACUUGUAUUCUAUAACCAUUGAUUUGUUUUCAAAGUACUGUCGAUCGACUCAACAUAUCACUUAUUUAUACAGGUGUAAGUGAUGGAACACUUUUAAGACGUUUAAAUUCACGUUUUGUUCAACACAGCCUAACGAUGACUGAAACGGGCGAGUUGUAUAAAUUUUCGUAUCUGUGGAAAGGCUGUGACUGGCUUAUGGGAUUCAAAGAAUGUGUGGACGUCCGGCGGACCGUGGAAGACGCGUGGUUGAAAGCGUCUGGCGAGGAAAUGUUUGAACAAAAAUUGAUUGGGAGUUUAGGGGAUGGCAUUGACUAUUUCAGACUGGACUUAAACGAUUUUUUCAUACAGAAAAACAUCUAUAUUUUGCCAGAUAAUAACCAUUGGAAUCCUUUGAUCGAAAAUAAAACCGUGUUUCUGGCGGAAUACAAAAGCCCAGGAUUUUGCAUGCUAAAAUAUGUGACCGGGCCAAUAUUUUCGGAAGAAGUAUAUUUCGCAAACAGUGAAUUUCAAGUCUAUUUCUCGAGCUCAAAAUUUCUGAAGAAAUGCAUGGAACUAAUACCAUGCAACUCGUACUCCGAGGGACCGGUUGUUGUGAUAAAUGGGAAAAGAAAAACCAUUGCUUUACCGGUAUUCGGUUGGCCGCCAAUAGCGAUGGAAUGGUUAACCAGAGAUCGUGCUCGGAGUUGGCCUUCUCCAGAAACGGUCCAGAAGAUUGUGAAGGACGGCUGCCAGUGCGUGGCAACUGGCCACCCUUCUUCCGAUACGAAAGAUCACGAGUGACAGCUAUCCUUUUCAGCUGCAGAAUGCGCUUUAGUACACUCUAUGGACCAUGCUACGUUUACACUCUAUCAAAUCAUGAGAAUCCUCAUUCACGAACGAUUGAACGAUUUUGAUGGUUGUGGCGAUUUGAUAUCUUCGUACAUGAUAAAAUAUUUGAUAUUUUGGGUGUGCGAGGACAAAAUACCGAAUCUUAUUAGCGCAGGGAAUUUGAAACAGAGCAUCCAGAUAUGCUUAACAAAGCUCGAAGAAUGGGUUAGAAGAGGGUACAUCCCCCAUUACUUCAUUCCAGAAAGAAAUCUUAUUGAAACACAAAUGUCACCACUACAGAAAGCGAAAGUUCUCGAACGGCUCAUAACAAUCAGAGGCGAACUUCUAACCGAGUUACUCAGUUGUCCUUCUUUCGAAAUAGUUAAAAAUGACGUCAGUGCAAACCCGCCUAUACCUGUAGAUGGUAUUGAUAUUACUUCGGAUGUAUUAAAAGCAAGAUGCGAAUAUGCCUUCUUUAAGUGCGUUGGUGUGGGGUAUUUAAGUGCGAUUCGUUGGUCUAGAACCCAACGCUACUUGCAAAAUGUAGAAGACAUAGUUGUCUCCGAUACUUUGCGUGAUAUCCAACGCGAUGCGUUGAAACAGAUAUAUUACAGAGUAGCAAGUGCUGCUGGGAGAGUGGUUUAUCGGAUUCUGCAAAUUCCUCACGCAAACAGAAGGAGGUAUUUGCUACUUCGUCUUGCAGAAACAUUUUUGAAGGUAGGAUGUGCAAGUGAUGUGACCAGUGGAAAACUGGCCCUUGCUUCCUUCUACUUCUGCACUGGAAAGAUAAGAAAGUGCAUCCUUGUCACCGAUGCGUUGUUGCAGACGAUAUUGCCCUUCACUGUGUACUUGCGGGAUUUUAGACAAAUGUCAGACAAUUCCAAUCGCCAGAAGCUGUAUCAGUCUGUGAUAUCAUCAGAUUCUCUUCCACUGUCUACAAAAAUGAAAAGAGGAUGCGUGAUCGACAUUGAAUUAUUCGGAUCCACAUCCUUGUGGCCGGAUGCAAUCGACUUAGAGAUGAAAAUAUACGGUCCUAAACCCAGGCUGAUCAUAGUACCCGCCCUGGUCUACCUUCAUUUCUUAAGAUUUUUAAGUUUUGAAGGGAUCAAUAACAGUGAAAUGAAAAUGGAGGCGUUGACAAACCUAGCUGCUAUUGCUUACGACGAUGAACAUAUCAAUGGUUCUUUUCUAACUUAUAACAUCAUAGGAAUUUGUCACCAGCGAAUUGGGAAUUUCUCGGAGGCCAUCGAAAUGUUUUGUGAAAGUGCCAAGGCAGCUAAGACGUGUGAUUGGAUGAAUGAGAAUAUGAAUCCUGGCCUUUUACGAAUCGGGUUUAUUCUCAAUAAGAAGUUUAGACCAAAAAAGGAAUCAGUUGACUCAUAUUCGUUAUAAUGAUGUGAAGACACAAUAUUGUCUUCUCCUAUGUGACAUUCAUUUAGGAUCGGGCUUGUUAGAUACACGUAUAUAUGAUAUACAAUGUGUAUGUAUUUGUUAGAUAGACGUAUAUAUGAUAUACAAUGUGUAUGUAUUUGUUAGAUACACGUAUAUAUGAUAUACAAUGUGUAUGUAUUUGUUAGAUACACGUAUAUAUAAUAUACAAUGUGUAUGUAUUUGUUUAGCCUCGGACUAGAAUGGCGCUCUGUCAUUGGAGGAUUACCGACUAAAUUUCUCUAGGUGCAAACCUUAUAAGUAAUCAGACGCCUCGGGGCUAGUACGCAAGUACGCAACUGCGUACGCAUCAUUCAUUUGAGAGAGAGAGAGAGAAAUUCUGCCGUUAAAAUAUCUGUGCUUCAAAAUAUAGUUCCGAUUUAUAAUUUAUUCAGUAUCAUAAUCUCCAUUCAAUCAAAUUUAUAGAGUCCUUUGCGAAUUUCAAAUCAUCAACAUUGUGUCGAAUAUCACUUUAAUGUAUAUCAUGUAUGUAUAUCAAGUAGACGGAUUUAGGGUAUUCUUUGUUAUCAGUAGCAUUUACCACAUAUACCAGUCGAAAACAACGAAAAGAGUAGAUUGGUGGUUUUUUUUUUCUGUUUUCCGCCACACUCAACAAUUUUUCAGUUAUCUGCUGGCGCCCAGUUUUUAUCGAUGGAAGAGAGAACCCAGAUACAAUGUACCUGGGAAGAGACCACCGACCUCCAGAAAGUAAACUGGGAAACUUUCUCACUUACCGGCGCGAGAGGGAUUCGAACCCGCGCCGACCAGAGGUAAGAGGCCACGGGCCCCCCGAAAAGAGUAGACAACACAAUGUAAAAUCAGUCCAAGUACACAGGGAGAGUUUACAUCAUAAAACACUUUAGAAAAUUAUUUUGUGAAUUCUCUGUUUUAGAAAUUGACUAGAAACCUUGUUUCAUUGGUAAAACCUAGGGGCUUCACCCCAGCGCCCUCCGCCAGGGCUUUCCCAUACUUUGUGUACUUCAUUUUCUUUCCGGCUAUGCGCCUGGUAAUAAUCAAUUGUUUUUUUGUUUUUUUUUACUAUGAACUUUGGCUCUGUUGGUUAUUAAAUGUUAUUUUAACAAUCGAGAUUUGACAAUGAGGCACGUCCGACCAACCGAGUCUGCUAAAUGAUAGGUCCGGUCGAGUAAAAUGUCGGUUUACUAGUCCGACUGGUCGUGUUGAAAAAAUUAAAAAAGAAACUUCGGCCGCCAGGAGAUUAUAUGUUGUGGUUUUGAAAAUAUGACUGUGAUUUACUGCAGGCCUACACUAUGAAAUAAUAAACUUAAUUACUGUAUAUACAAUCAAA